AUGUGCGAAUUUGCUGAUCGGCACAACACACACACACACACACACACACACACACACACACACACACACACACACACACACACACACACACACACACACACAGAGAAAGAGAGAAAGAGAGAAAGAGAGAAAGUGAAAGGCAUAAACAAAGAGAGAGAGAGAGAGAGAGAGAGAAAAGGCAUCAUCCCCAACCGACCACUUGCCCAAGAUCGUGGCUACUUGCAGGAAUCAUUCCCCGCCUGCCCUGUGAUCCGAGCGUCGGUCCGAGCGGCGCGCGCCUUUGAUCUGCAACAUCAACAUCAACAACAGCCAACAGCGACGACCCCGGCCGUCAAGGAUGGCACGGCAGACCAAGCUCGAACCCCAUACUCGGGGGAGAUCCUGCUCUCCGGUGCCGUCUGUAAGCUAGGUGCCCAGGUCCGCACCUGGCGCGAACGCUACUGCGCCGUCUUUGGUGACCACGUUCUCCGCUACUACAAAACCAGCCCCACCCUGGGCACCAACCUCCGUGACAUGAAGCCCCAGGGUGAGAUCCACCUACAGCGCGACGUCGUCGAGAUUCUCUCAAAAGCAAACAGCUCCGCCUACAUGGCGCAGGAACGAAGCCUCUUGCAAAACAUCGAUUGGCCCCCACAAGCCUCCGAUCACAACGCCUUUGGCAUUCGCACCACCCGCCGCGUCUUUUACAUGUUCAGCGUCGAAGCCACUGCUGAAAGCUGGAUCAACAAACUCGAUCGCCUCUGCCAUGGCGGUGAAGCCUACCUGGGCAUCGACGCCACGGUCCCCCCGCCCAGCAAAUCCCCGAGUCGCAGUGGCUCCCUGCGCCGAGCCUCCUCCGUAGACCACUCCAGCAACGCCUCGUCCAACGCCUCCCGAACCCCUUCCCGCCGUGCCUCCCAGCCCGCCUCGAGAAAUUCCUCCCGCACCGACUCGCCACAUCGCUCCCACCAACAGCCCCCACAACGCCUGCCCUCAACCUCAGCCCAGAGUACCUCAUGA
Messenger RNA from Monosiga brevicollis MX1, 999 nucleotides. RefSeq lists its product as uncharacterized. Gene Ontology annotation, cellular component: membrane. NCBI's taxonomy places the organism in Eukaryota, Choanoflagellata, Craspedida, Salpingoecidae. The transcript has 3 exons. Bases 1 to 999 code for a protein of 332 amino acids. Gene Ontology annotation, biological process: regulation of cell differentiation. The record is from RefSeq and is a predicted model, not a curated record.